This is a messenger RNA of Moneuplotes crassus, 2824 nucleotides long. The record is from the annotation of a GenBank genome assembly. Lineage: Eukaryota; Ciliophora; Spirotrichea; Euplotida; Euplotidae.
AUGAAGACCCAGAAAAUGGAUGACAGGAGUUGAGAUCUUUCACAAAAUAAUUCUAUAAGGUUAGAAGGAGCCUCAGAGGCUAUGGGAUAUGAUACUCGCCCCUUUUCAAGAAGCUCCAAGAACAAAUUCACGAUGAGAAAUGCUUUAAAGUCUGCACAGAGUACUAAUCAAGGUAUGAGUGAAAGAGAGACGAUUUCAGAAGCAAAACUUCAGAGAGAGAUUGAAACGCUUGAGAAACAAGCAAAGAGAAGAGAGGCAGAAUUCUCCAAAAUUAAGGCUGUUCUAGAGCAAAAGCUUGAGUUGAAAGACCUCCAGCUAGCAGACAUCAAAGAUAAUAUGGAAAAACAGAAAGAAAUGUACAACUCAAUGCUGAAGGCUCUUCAAAAUAAGUCUGAGAACUUGACAUAUGAGAAACAGCUGCAGUCGAUCCAGGAAAUGCAGAGAAAACAGGACAGUGAAGUCCAGAAGAUCAGGACAAAGUAUGAGAAGCAAAUCACUGAUCUUAAAGAAAGAAUAAACCUGCAAGAAUUUAAUGAGAAGUCCCUCAAGGACCAACUCAAGCAGGAGAAGAACAACCACCAGCAUGAACUACAGGAAAAAGAGAAGGAGAUUAGUGAAAUAGACCUGAAAAUGCAGAAGACUGUACUUGAAAAAGACAAAAUUUGAGAAAAAUUACGUGAGCAAAUCGAAAAUAUGGAAGAAAAACACUUAAGAUUCAUUAAGGACAUGGAAGGCAAUACUAACUAUGAUGUAGAGAGGCUCACUCUUGAUUACCAAUCCAAGCUGAGUGAUGUAAAGUACCUCAAAGACCAAGAGAUCCUCUCACUAAAGAGCCAGAUAAGAAAACUUGAGGAAGAAAUCAUGGUUCUGAGAGAGCAAGAUCGGUCCUUCGAAUCGAUUAGAAGUUCUGAGUAUGCAACUGGGAAGGGAAAAUCCAGCAGCUUCGGAACUAGGCUUUCCCAGCUCAAUGAAAAAUUUGCAGAUGAUAUGCUGGCUACUGAAAAAGAAGUUGCCUCACUUCGAAGAGAGAAUAGUGAAAAGAAGUCUACAAUUGAUACCUUACAUCUCUCCAUUGAGAAGAUUAAAGACCAGUAUGGUACAAGGCUGGAGGAGCGAGAACAGAAAUAUUCGAAGUUAAAAAGGAAAUAUAGUGAUAAGUGAGAUGAACUUUCGAAAGCCCAGAAGAUUAUCAAAGAUUCCCUCAAUUUGAAGAAGAGGAUCUCUGACCUGAAGAUGACUAACGCCAAGCUUGAGAGAACCAAGAGAGACCUAAAAGAUGCUCUUAAAAACAAGCAAAAUGAACUCGAAGCUGAAAAGGCUUUUAAGCAAAAAGCUAUUUAUGAAGAGAGGAGAAAGAAUAAAGAGAAAAAUGAGAAAAUGUCCCAGAUGAAGAGGGAGAUGAACCUCCAGAACCUUGAAAUUGAAGGUCUUAAGAGAGACCAUCGUAACGGAAGUAUGGUGAAUGAUUCGAAGAUUCAUUCACCUUGACGCUUGAGAAGAAAAAGGAGUCAUGAAAAGUCAUUCUUGGCAAUCGAUCCAGAAACUGCCGCUACAACAAAGAGGAAUUUAGAUUCGAGUCAAUAUAUGAAUGAUAGUACAGCAUACUCGAAGAACACUCGUAGGCUGAAGAGUUCUUCUCCAAGUAGGACUCAACUACUUUUUGCGGCUUCCAAGAUAAAAGUUGAAGAGUUAGGCAAAACGGGAAAUUCGAAAAAGAGAAUGCCCAUGUCGGAUGAAAAGACAAAUACUUAUGAUGAUAGCCACCUACAUUGUCACGCUGCAGGAAAAUAUUGUGAAGCAUGCAAAUACAAGAAAUGGAGAAUCCUGCAGCUGAAUUAUGACCCUGAUAAGUUGAUGAACAACAGGGACAUGAUCAAGUACAUUGUCUGUCUGGGAUGUAGCAAAUCACUUGAGGUCAAACCUUUCUUGAAGCAUUGUAGGGACUGCAGGCUCUCCAACCAUGUUCCUAAUAUAGAUGGCCAGAAAUACUGGAAGAAGGGUGAGUUGAAUUCUUCAUCCCGUGGGGCUUCUGAGCGUUCGAGGAACAGAAUCAGUAGUUCAAAGUCUAAGCUAAGACAAUGUUAUAGUACAAAAGGAAUCAAGGAGGAGGUUAUUUCUCCUACUACUGAAGAUUCAAGACUUGGCAACUGUAGAAGCCAAUCUAAGCUCAAGGUACCUGAGAGUAGUAAGGAUAAACCGAAAGUAGUCCUAUGUGAUUUGGCAGAUGAAAUGGCAGAAUUCCAUACCAGGAGCCAAACAAAGCAUAAAGUGAGGACCUCGAAAGGAAACUCUACUAUGAUGCUCAAGAAUUCUUCACCAGUAGAGACUCUAGAAGAUGCUGAGCAUGAUAGAUCUUUUAAUUAUAAGGUUUAUGGGACGAUUCCUAAAGGUGUCUCCAAAACCGAAGCUCAGAUACUACGGGAAGAAAUAUCAAAUAUGAAGUCUGACUAUGCUCAGGUUAUGAAUAAAAUGAAUCAGAUGAACCGCAAGCAAGAAAAGCGAACAAAAUGUAAAAGAGAAAUCGACAACGCUCUUAAGAAGGAGCUUCAUAAGCUGCAUUCAAGACUCGAGCCCGUCGACUUUCCUCUGUUCGAGUUGGAACUAGAAGAAAAAUCUCAUCUGGUUACAGGCAACUUUGAUUACCUCGAAAGUAUCAGUGAAGCUAAACGUCUAUCUGACUCUAUGAAUAGUAGUAGCGGACACUUCACAAGAGAAGGUAGUGGGAACAUGAAGUAUAGAUAAACAUUUCAUGGUUUAUUUGUCAAAGACUUGUUAACUUACGCCUCCAUUUUAUGGCAGGCCUUAACUUUUCAAUAGUUUAAGC